AAUGGACCGGCAAUUUGGGCCAAAAGGACAUUUCCCGCUUUUCGUCUUUCCCCCUGCACCAGUGGAUAUCGGUUGUUUCUGAGAGUGGCGCGCACACACACAAGCACACCUCCGAUUAGCACGGUUGGCUACGUACGGUGCGAAAUAAGUUCAACAUACAAACGGGUGUCAGUCUCUCUCGCUCUCUCUCUCUGGCCAUGACGAACUUCACGGGCACGUGGAAGCUUAAAACAAGCGAGAAUUUUGAAGAGUACUUGCACACCCUGGGGGUCAGCCACGUCACCAAGAAGAUCUCCACCUGCUCGAGACCCACAGUCCACAUAAGCCAGGACGGAGACAACUUCCACAUCCGAGUAUCCUCCUUCCGCACCGCGGAGAGCAACUUCACCGUCGGCCAGGAGUUUGAGGAGGAUGGGCCCUGGCAGGGCCUCCGGCUCCGGAGCCUGGUGAAAUGGGCCGGGCCGGGGAAGUUAUCGUGCAUCCAGAGGCCUGUCUCCGGUGAAGGCCAACCCAUCUUCUGGACCAGAGAGAUCGUCAACGGAGACCUUGUGCUUAAUCUGACCUUCAAGAACGUGUCGUGCUCUCGUGUGUUCGCGAAGACGCAAGAGACGACGCUGUGACGGCGCCCUCGGGGGAGGAACGAUCCACGCUGACACCAUCGGCUCAGACUGCAAAUCGCGCAACAAUAGGAGUGUUUUUAUUUGAUUGGUGUUUAAAGAUCGCGCAUUUUCGAUGGAGGGUAGUAUUAAGGUAGAUGCCUUAUCGCAGCACUGAGCCAGCAUUGUUGACAUCCUCGGUUCGAAUCCAGUACCUCUUCUCCAGCGUGUGGGACCCUCACGGUACGGGUGGUUUUCCACGUGGCUAUUUGCCGAGCCAAGCCAGAGCCAAAUCGCGAUUCGCUGGCCUCACGAGACACCUGAAUCCAACUCGGGGCCAAGCAGGGCCAGAAGUAGAGUUCGUCGCUGUUGUCGUACUAAAAUUCUGAGUGUGUGACGUCAGCGGGCAGGGCUCGGCUUCUGCGGUGGGAGAACAAACCCAGCGCCUCCGGAGCCGCUCCAGGCGGUCUUGGCACGACCCCGGCGAGGCUCAGCUGUAGGGUGGAAAAAAACGUAGCGGGGUUGGCCCACCCGCAAUCAAAAUCUGGCUUUUCAAGUGCAGUGAGCUGAUGUAACUGCAACAACAACAACAUAUUCUUGGUUCUUUCGGUAAUUCUUUCGGUAAAGUCACGUAUUGUUUCCCGUCUACGUGACGACUUUACCGAGAGAACCAAGAAUAUGAAUCCCUGCAGUCACGAAAGCUUUAAAUCAAAACGACAACAUAUUUCAGUGUUAAAUUUGGUUUGCCGCUUAGUUUGACAUAUUCCAGCUGCGGGAAUUCAAUGUUUUUGGUCCGUUCGACAUGUGGCGAGCAAAUCUAAGUGUGGAUGGAUGAAAAAAAAAAGACACCCAUUGAAGGUACUUGAGAUGUAGCUGCCAUUCUCUCGCACUAGGUGGUACACUGCUCGCUGUGAGAGUUUCAACUGUAAAUAUACAGUGAGGGAAAAAAGUAUUUGAUCCCCUGCUGAUUUUGUACGUUUGCCCACUGACAAAGAAAUGAUCAGUCUAUAAUUUUAAUGGUAGGUUUAUUUGAACAGUGAGAGAC
Molecule: messenger RNA, 1641 nt
Organism: Petromyzon marinus (sea lamprey)
Lineage: Eukaryota; Metazoa; Chordata; Hyperoartia; Petromyzontiformes; Petromyzontidae
Product: cellular retinoic acid-binding protein 1-like
Molecular function (GO): lipid binding
Source: RefSeq, a predicted model, not a curated record